GGGACGAGCUGGCGAGGCCUGGCCCACUCGACGACGACCGCGCCCUUCAGUUGACGAAGGCGCUCGUCGCGGCGUUCGAGACCCCGUGCUUCAAAGAGCUGCUCCACCAGAAGGGCGGGUGGGAUUUCACGCGCGCCAAGGAGUGGCCCCAGGACCCGGUGGAGUACGGCGUCGGCUUGAUCGACCGAGACCCGGAGGACAAGGAGGAAUAUGAGUUCUGGGAGCGGAUCGCCAAGAAGAACUUCAAAGUGGAGACGGACGGGAAGAAGGACCCCAUCGCCAGCAGAUGGCAGCGCGCCCUCGAGGACCCCGAGCGGAAGGCGAAGUAUGAGGCGACGCUCGGACGGAACGCCAAAGCGAACUUCGGAUCAGCUUGGGCGAAGGAGAGGCACGAGAAGUGCACGACCACAUAUGUCAAGCAGACGGAGGAGGUGAGAUCGCUCUGGAAAAAAUCUAAAUACCUGCCCAUCGGCAAGAUCGCCGUUGAGCUCGGCGGCGGGAAAGCUGGCUGGAUGAUGGCGAGCAAGUACGUGUGGAAGACGAUGAACAUGGGCCCCCCCUGGAUCAUGUACGACGAUAUGUGCGAGUCGAUCUUCAGCCUGUUUGUCGUCCGUGGGCUCACCGAGCAGUUCACGACGACAUGGAGGAAACACGAGGAGUGGGCCUCUCGGAGCGACGCCCAGGUGUGA
This is a messenger RNA of Prorocentrum cordatum, 689 nucleotides long. The record is from the annotation of a GenBank genome assembly. NCBI's taxonomy places the organism in Eukaryota, Dinophyceae, Prorocentrales, Prorocentraceae.